Colletotrichum truncatum is the source of this 1305-nucleotide messenger RNA. Its product is annotated as inorganic pyrophosphatase. NCBI's taxonomy places the organism in Eukaryota, Fungi, Ascomycota, Sordariomycetes, Glomerellales, Glomerellaceae. The record is from RefSeq and is a predicted model, not a curated record. Gene Ontology annotation, cellular component: cytoplasm; nucleus. Gene Ontology annotation, molecular function: inorganic diphosphate phosphatase activity; magnesium ion binding. Gene Ontology annotation, biological process: phosphate-containing compound metabolic process.
AUGCAGCUCCCACGAGGCAUUAAGCUGCAGCCGUCCCUCACCAAGACACCUGUCAGCACUGCUGUUCCUUCACUGCGGCCUCUUGGUCUUCGCGUACCUUCCGCCCGACCCAGCCCCCGUUCCACCUUCUCACCUCUGUCCCCGAUUCAGGCCCCGUACCGGGCCAAUCACUCAGCAACCCUGGCGGCACACAUCAAGCUAACAGCCGGGCCUGCUACCCCUCCCCCUCCAUCCCUCCUUGCAUCAUCCGCCAACCGCACCCCUCCUCCUCCAUCACAAACUGGUGCAGCGGAUAUUAAAAGCAAAAUUCCCUCCCAACGCACCGCACAGAUUGCCCGCCACUUCUCUACCAUCUCCAAAGACUCUGACCCUAGCCUGCAUCACCAACCAGACGCAGCAAUGGCUUCCCAGUACUCCGUCCGCAAGGUCGGUGCUCCCAACACCCUCGAGCACCGCGUCUACAUCGAGAAGGAUGGCGUUCCCGUCUCCCCCUUCCACGAUAUUCCCCUGUACGCCAACGCCGAGCAGACCAUCCUGAACAUGGUCGUCGAGAUCCCUCGCUGGACCAACGCCAAGCUUGAGACAUGUGGCACUGACCGACACCUUUCAUCACAGAUCUCCAAGGAGGAACUCCUCAACCCCAUCAAGCAGGACAUCAAGAAGGGCAAGCUCCGCUACGUCCGCAACUGCUUCCCCCACAAGGGCUACCUCUGGAACUACGGUGCCUUCCCCCAGACCUGGGAGGACCCCAAUGCCAUUCACCCCGAGACUAAGGCCAAGGGUGACAACGACCCGCUCGAUGUCUGCGAGAUCGGUGAGCUUGUUGGCUACACCGGACAGGUCAAGCAGGUCAAGGUCCUCGGUGUCAUGGCCCUCCUUGACGAGGAGGAGACUGACUGGAAGGUCAUUGUCAUCGACGUGAACGACCCCUUGGCUCCUAAGCUCAACGACGUUGAGGACGUCGAGCGUCACCUGCCCGGUCUUCUCCGUGCCACCAACGAGUGGUUCCGCAUCUACAAGAUCCCUGACGGAAAGCCCGAGAACCAGUUUGCCUUCACUGGCGAGUGCAAGAACAAGAGCUACGCUAUGGACGUUGUCCGUGAGUGCGCCGAGGCUUGGGAGAGACUCAUCACCGGCAAGACCGCGGCCGGCUCUGUCUCCACUGCCAACGUCACCGUCAACCAGUCCCCCGCCCGCAUCAGUGCUGAGCAGCUUCCCCCUCUGCCCCAGCACCAGGAGCUCCCUGCUGAGAAGAUUGAUGCUUCCAUUGACAAGUGGUUCUUCAUCAGCGGUGCCUCCGCAUAA